Hypoxylon fragiforme is the source of this 2076-nucleotide messenger RNA. RefSeq names its product Ydc2-catalyt-domain-containing protein. Bases 594 to 1820 code for a protein of 408 amino acids. Gene Ontology annotation, molecular function: Y-form DNA binding; flap-structured DNA binding; crossed form four-way junction DNA binding. The transcript has a single exon. The record is from RefSeq and is a predicted model, not a curated record. Gene Ontology annotation, cellular component: mitochondrion. Lineage: Eukaryota; Fungi; Ascomycota; Sordariomycetes; Xylariales; Hypoxylaceae.
GUUACCAGGUUCAACUUCUUAACGGUCGCUGACUUUGAUGGUGGGUGUGACGACAGUACCGGCAGCGAGGAGUAGCAUAGCACCUAUGUGAUACAACAAGGUGGUUUUCUAUGCACUUUGGACAGCCAUAACUUUCAUCUAGUUACUCCCAAGAGGUCGGAGAUAGUAAAACCAAACAAUAUCUAAUACGAAGUAUAUAUGUAGUAGUACAAAUAAGUUUAAAGUUACUUAGGUUUAGCUAACUAUAUGCAUAUUAUAACUCUACUCUAUCUACUCCAUAGCCACCCCUUUUCCACCCAGCACGCAAUAAGAAACAAAUAUUCCUAUGUAGUAGAUCUGCUUCUUAGUAAUUACAAACCCUCCUCUUGUCAUGUAAACUUGGGUAUAACAAAUUCCUCAACGGCCUCGCAGAAAUGGAUAACUCAAUUAAAUCAAUUGAUACAAAUACAUCAUACUAACAAGAUAUACCACUAUACCGGGGCUCUUUCCCUACCUAGUGCUACUACAACAGUGAAAAAAAACAAGUCACGAUUUCAAAAACCGAUGGAUAGAAUAUCAAACCAAGACUCGAUGCAGCCACCACGCACGCGACCAUGACAACAACCUCUCAGCUGGCGACCAUCCUGCCAAAAUUCAAGAACAAGCAUCUUUCCCAUAUAGCCUUCCUGUGCGGGCUCAGGGUGACCGGGAAGAAAUCCGAGCUUGUCGAACGGCUUGUAGCUGCCGCUGCUACUACCACUGCUACCGUUAAGCCGCAGAAGUCAGCAAAGCAAAGCAAUGACAACAAAAAACCGCCCUUGAUCCUAAGCAUCGACCUCGGGAUCCGCAACCUCGGCUUCAGCCUCCUCACACCCGUGACCACAAAAAUCCCAACCACCACCACCCUUCCCCUCACAGCUGCAAAUAUCCGCGCCCCGCCCCGCGUCCGCCUGCACGCCUGGCAGCGGCGGCCCCUCCUCCUCCCCGCCGACAUUGCCGCCAUCUCCGACCCCAACCCUGACCCAAACAACACCGACACUGCCCCAGCGGUACUAACCCCAGACCCCGAACCCUACAGCCCCGCCUCCCUCGCCAUAGCCGCGGACCGACUAACCCGCCGGGAUGUGCUCCCCCUGAAACCCACACACGUGCUGAUCGAGCGGCAGCGCUGGCGCAGCGCGGGCGGCUCCUCGGUGCAAGAGUGGACGCUGCGCGUGAACACGCUCGAGGCGAUGCUGCACGCGUCGCUGCGCACCCUGCGCGAGCUGCACUACUGGGACGGCGAGAUCAUCUCCGUCGCGCCGGAGCGCGUCACGCGGUUCUGGCCGGCGCCUGCUGUGCCGGUCGUUGCUGCGGUGGCGAAGAAGGAGGCGAAGGGGAAGAAGAGCCGCAAGGAUGUAGCGGUCGUAGUCGACGAGGACGGGCAGGAGAUCGAGGUGGAAGUCGACGUAGACGCAGACGCAGACGCAGCAGCACCAGCGGGCAAGACGCGAAUAAACAGCAAGAAGCACAAGAUCGGCGUGCUGACGGGAUGGCUGCGCCAGGGGCGCGCAAGCGAGAAUGAGAUCGUGGUGCCCGCGAACCCCGACACGCAGAGCGCGGUCGAGCAGUUCCGCGGGAAGCUGUCGCGCGUGCGCCGGUCCAAGGCAGCAGCCGAUGAUGAGACGGCGGUGGUGCGCGAUGCCGGGUCCCGGAAGAUAGACGACCUGACGGAUAGCCUGCUGCAGGGGGUGGCGUGGCUGAAGUGGGAGGAGAACAAGAAGCGGCUGCUUACGGAGGAGGGGCUGCUGCAGCUUCUGGGGACCAAGAUUCUGGACGAGCAAGUGCUUGAUGAUGUAUGAGGAUAGGGAUAAGGAUAUAAAACGCUCUAUUUGCAAUUGUACAAAAAUACGGAUCUGAGAUACCCCAGGUAUAUUUUCAAAAACAAGGCCCGAACAGAUGGCAUUUGGUCCUCGUAAGGAACUGCUACUACUACUACCACUACCACCUAUCAUGCGACUCUUGACUAUUCACUUUCGAGUCCUUGGGAUCGGGGGGUAUAACCAACACAGAAACCAUUCAACACAUCAAUCAAUCAUCGUCUCCCCCUCACUCAAC